This is a messenger RNA of Cooperia oncophora, 352 nucleotides long. The record is from the annotation of a GenBank genome assembly. NCBI's taxonomy places the organism in Eukaryota, Metazoa, Nematoda, Chromadorea, Rhabditida, Trichostrongylidae.
AGACGGCGAGAUUGUCGACGAUGUUUUCGACAUCUCGCCUCCUGCACAAGAUGUGGGUCAACAUGACGACGGUGCUACUACAGAUUCAGCUGAUCCGGGCCCCUCUGCAAAGGAGCGAGAGAUCAUGACGAGGCUGAUACGAGUCGAAGAAGAUAAUUCCUUAAUGAAAAACAUGAUGGUCCAAAUGAACUCCUUGCUCGCAUCGCACACCCACAGACUGGAGCGCAUCGAGCAAAUCGGCAAAGAGCUUUUGAGGCGAAACCCGGCCAAACAGAGUCAAGGGAACAUCGUUUAUGCAUAUGUUAGUGCGAGGGCCGUGGCCGAGUUGCGAGAACUAGAAAGGGCAGAAUAG